AGGACAGCCCGAGGUCGCGUUCUUGCAGGAGCAGCUUCACUUCAGUGUGGUGGACCCCAGGGAGACAGAACCAGCCCAAAUGGACGACAAUAUGGAUAGUAAAUCCAUUCUGGAAGAACUGCUUCUCAAAAAGUCACAGCAAAAGAAGAAAAUGUCACCAAAUAAUUACAAGGAGCGGCUUUUUGUUCUAACCAAAACAAGCCUUUCCUACUAUGAAUACGACAAAAUGAAAAGGGGAAGCAGAAAAGGAUCAAUAGAAAUUAAGAAAAUCAGAUGUGUGGAAAAAGUCAACCUUGAUGAGCAAACACCGGUGGAGAGACAGUACCCAUUUCAGAUUGUGUACAAAGAUGGGCUUCUUUAUGUCUAUGCAUCGAAUGAAGAGAGCCGACGUCAGUGGUUGAAAGCACUGCAAAAAGAGAUACGGGGCAACCCUCACCUGUUGAUCAAGUACCACAGUGGCUUUUUUGUGGAUGGGAAGUUCCUGUGUUGCCAGCAGAGCUGCAAAGCAGCCCCAGGAUGCACUCUCUGGGAAGCAUAUGCUGAUCUGCACAUUGCCAUCAGUGAUGAGAAACACAGAGCUCCCACUUUCCCAGAGAGGAUACUGAAGAUUCCAAGGGCAGUUCCCGUUCUCAAAAUGGAUGCAUCACCUUCAGGUGCCAUUCUACCCCAAUAUGACAGCUACUUAAAGAAAAGUUGUGUUUCCCAGCCAACCAUCAACAUACGCUAUAUUCCAAGGGAAGACUGCCCUGACUGGUGGCAAGUAAGAAAACUGAAAAGCAAAUGCCUUACUGUACCGACAAUUCAGCCACAGAGUCACGUGGAACCUGAAAGAACUGAGGAAGACAUUGCACGCAGUAACCAACUGGAAAGAAAUACCAUCUCUCACAGCACCUCAAAGAUGUCAUGGGGAUUCCCUGAGUCAAGUUCAUCUGAAGAAGAGGAGAAUCUGGAUGCUUAUGACUGGUUUGCUGGGAAUAUCUCCAGGUCACAAUCUGAGCAGUUACUGAGACAAAAGGGAAAAGAAGGAGCAUUUAUGGUUCGAAAUUCCAGCCAGAUGGGAAUGUACACAGUGUCCUUGUUUAGUAAGGCUGUAAAUGAUAAAAAAGGAACUGUCAAACAUUACCACGUGCAUACCAAUGCUGAAAAUAAAUUAUACCUGGCUGAAAACUACUGCUUUGAUUCCAUUCCAAAACUCAUUCACUAUCACCAACAUAAUUCAGCAGGCAUGAUCACACGGCUCCGCCACCCAGUGUCAACCAAGGCCAACAAGGUCCCAGUGUCUGUGGCUCUGGGAAGUGGAAUUUGGGAGCUGAAAAGAGAGGAGAUUACUUUGCUGAAGGAGCUGGGCAGCGGUCAGUUUGGAGUGGUCCAGCUGGGCCAGUGGAAGGGGCAGUAUGAUGUGGCUGUAAAGAUGAUCAAGGAGGGCGCCAUGUCAGAAGAUGAAUUCUUUCAGGAGGCCCAGACCAUGAUGCUGUGUUGGAUUUUGCUGAGACUGACGCUGAGGGGAGGAAAAUAUCUGAGUCUUAUGUCGGGAGGUUCUUGGUUGCUUUUACUACUUGGAGGUUUUGCUUUCCCUCCCAAGGCUGCUCGGAACUGUUUGGUGGACAGUGAUCUCUCUGUGAAAGUCUCAGACUUUGGAAUGACGAGAUAUGUCCUUGAUGACCAGUAUGUCAGCUCAGUAGGAACCAAGUUUCCAGUGAAGUGGUCAGCCCCAGAGGUGUUUCACUACUUCAAAUACAGCAGCAAGUCAGAUGUAUGGGCGUUUGGGAUCCUGAUGUGGGAGGUGUUUAGUCUAGGGAAGCAGCCCUAUGACUUAUAUGAUAACUCCGAGGUGGUUGUGAAAGUCUCCCAGGGCCACAGACUCUAUAGGCCCCAACUGGCAUCAGACACUAUCUACCAGAUCAUGUACAGCUGCUGGCAUGAGCUUCCAGAAAAGCGCCCCACAUUUCAGCAACUCCUGUCUGCCAUAGAACCACUUCGGGAACAAGAUAAACCAUGA
Messenger RNA from Mus pahari (shrew mouse), 1999 nucleotides. RefSeq names its product BMX non-receptor tyrosine kinase (gene Bmx). NCBI's taxonomy places the organism in Eukaryota, Metazoa, Chordata, Mammalia, Rodentia, Muridae. The transcript has 19 exons. Gene Ontology annotation, biological process: B cell receptor signaling pathway; intracellular signal transduction; peptidyl-tyrosine autophosphorylation. The coding region runs from base 80 to 1999 and encodes 639 amino acids. The record is from RefSeq and is a predicted model, not a curated record. Gene Ontology annotation, molecular function: ATP binding; non-membrane spanning protein tyrosine kinase activity.